Messenger RNA from Argentina anserina (silverweed cinquefoil), 1368 nucleotides. RefSeq names its product bifunctional phosphatase IMPL2, chloroplastic. The transcript has 9 exons. Lineage: Eukaryota; Viridiplantae; Streptophyta; Magnoliopsida; Rosales; Rosaceae. The record is from RefSeq and is a predicted model, not a curated record. Gene Ontology annotation, molecular function: histidinol-phosphatase activity. Bases 57 to 1022 code for a protein of 321 amino acids.
CAAUUUCUCACUCCCUUUUCCGCCUCCCUACUUAAAUCUCUUCGCCGCCGCCGGCAAUGCUCUCUCAGAUUCCCAAACCCCUCUCCUUCUCCCCCACCAACCCUUCCAUUCCCAACUCUCCAUCUCUCCGCUUCUCAACUCCCAAUCCCUCACUCUCCUUCACUCACCUCCCCCUCCGCCGCCGUCGAUCCCCACUCCUCGCCAUGGCCUCCGCCGACGAUACCGAGCUCGAUCGCUUCGCCGCCGUUGCUAACCAGGUUGCCGACGCCUCCGGCGAAGUCAUCCGGAAAUAUUUUCGGCAGAAAUUCGAUAUUCUCGACAAAGCAGACUCCAGCCCUGUGACAAUUGCUGAUCAAACAGCAGAGGAACAUAUGAUCUCAGUUAUUUCAGAGAAUUUUCCGUCUCAUGCUGUCUACGGAGAGGAGAAUGGGUGGAUGUGCAAAGAGACAUCUGCAGAUUAUGUUUGGGUAUUAGACCCAAUAGAUGGGACAAAAAGUUUUAUCACCGGAAAACCGGUGUUUGGUACUCUUAUUUCUUUGCUACUGCGUGGGAAACCAAUCCUUGGUAUAAUCGAUCAGCCAGUUUUAAGGGAAAGAUGGCUCGGGGUAAGUGGAAGGAAAACUACGAUGAAUGGACACGUAGUAUCCACACGCACUUGCGCAAAUCUAGCACAAUCUUAUCUGUACACUACAAGUCCGCAUCUAUUCAGUGCAGAAGAAGAAGAGGCAUUUAUUCGCGUCAGAAAUAAGGUUAAAGUGCCAUUGUAUGGAUGUGACUGCUAUGCUUAUGCCCUUCUGGCUUCUGGUUAUGUGGAUCUUGUUGUCGAGUCUGGUCUCAAGCCGUACGAUUUUCUUUCUCUUAUACCUGUGAUAGAAGGUGCUGGGGGUGCCAUAACUGAUUGGAAAGGACAUCAGCUAUUUUGGGAGGCUUCUGCAAAUUCACAUGCACCAAGUUUUAAUGUACUAGCUGCUGGAGAUGAAACGAUUCACCAACAAGCCCUAGGUUUAUUACAAUGGCAAUGAUUAUAUACGUUGGUACAAUGCUUCAAUUUCUCUAGGUGGAUUGAUCAAUGAGUAAGAAAUUACAUGCAAAAGGUAAUUGUAUGAUAUCAAUGCCGCGUAAUUGUAGCACAAUUUUUCAGAUUUGAGCUUGAAUUUUAAAUGGAGAUUCUCCCUCAGUUGAAACCUGGGUUUGGACAGUUAGGUGACAUUUUUUGACUGCCUUGCCUUCAGUUGUAAAAUGAAAGAACCGAAGGUGAUUCAACUCGGAUGGUUUCGUGGGUGAAAGGAAAUGAAAAAAGAGUGGCGUUUGAUAGCUUUCCAUUGAUGCAAUAAUCAUUGUUUGUACGUUAUUUAAAUGAUGUUUGUU